AUGGCCUACACGCCGCCUCGUAGGACGUUGACGGGCGAGUUUGCGAUUUCUCGCUCGGAGAAGUAUUGGGACUGUUUUGACGACGACGGCACCAUCUACUGCUUCUGCGACGUCAGCCCCCGCUACCGCGCAAUCAAGCUCACGACCGCAAGCAACAAGAACGGAAACCUCGGUCGCAUGUUCUACCGCUGCAGGAAGAAGAAGGACAGGGCUUGCAGGUUCUUCAUUUGGGAGGACGAACUCGAGGCGCAUGGUUGGCCUGGAUACCCUGACGACGACGACCUCCUCGCCAACAUCGAUUACGACGAACUUGCCGCCGGCCCCGCUCCUCCUCCUCCUCCCGGCAAAGCUCCUGCUUCGACGCCUCCUACCUCGCCGCAAGUCACGCCGAACGUCUCGCCCGUUGCGAAAGAAGACAAGAAGCGUCCGGUCGAGGAGGGGCCCGCUCGCGAGUCGCCAGAGGAGAAGAAACCACGCAUCGAGCCGCCCAAGGUGGAGGAAAAGGCUGUAAGACUCGAGGAGGAUGCGGUCAAGCGCGAGGAGCGCGUCGAGGAGGUCAAGGAGGAGGAUGCGUGCGGAUUGCGAAGGUCGAAGCGAGUUUCGGUGAAGCCAAAGAGGUUCGACGAGGGAUUGUGGACGGAGUGA
Rhodotorula toruloides NP11 is the source of this 645-nucleotide messenger RNA. RefSeq names its product zinc finger, GRF-type protein. The record is from RefSeq and is a predicted model, not a curated record. Gene Ontology annotation, molecular function: zinc ion binding. Lineage: Eukaryota; Fungi; Basidiomycota; Microbotryomycetes; Sporidiobolales; Sporidiobolaceae. The transcript has 4 exons. Bases 1 to 645 code for a protein of 214 amino acids.